CGCCCCUCACUCUCACCUUUCAAGGCCUCUCAGCGUCCUUCCUACACUCACUCCUUCUCAUCUCAUGUUUCCCUCACUCUCACACAGCUCUAGCUCCCUCUCUGCCUCACUAGCUCUCUUGUUCCUCCCUCAUGAUGUGUCCGGAGCACAUCACAGACAUCACAGUUUCCCCCGCACAGCAUCUGAAUGGGAAAGACAUAACGUAACGAUGUGGCAACAGUGGUGGUGGUGGCAUUACUGGCCCCGCCCCGUCCCGUCUCUCCCCCGGCAGGUGUGUGUGUGUGUGUUUAUUCGAUCACAGCUCUUGUCCACCUCUCGCCUCUCCUUCGCUCUCUGCCGAGGCCUGGGAGGGGGCGGUCAUGGCCUCCCGCGACUGCCAGGUGUGUUUGGAGCCGUACGACGAUGAAAAGAAAAGGCCUCGCUGCUUCAGCUGCGGCCACACGCUGUGCACCACCUGCGUGGCUGACUGCCUCCUCCGCGGCGCUCUGGUGUGUCCUUUCUGCCGCCUCCCCCAUGCCGGGAACGUCUCCAGUGCCACCGACGUCCCUGUCAACUACACAGUGAUCAACCUGCUGCAGGACUCCUCCUACGCCCACUCCUCGCAGCGCUCCGACGCCUUGCUGGCGGAGGUGAAGAAGGAAGCCAAUGAAUUCACAACAAACCAGCUGGUGACCUGCAAUUGCAAGAUGACGAGGCUACAAGACUUCCAGCAGCGCCUGAACGAGCAGUGCAGCGUUCACCAAGUGCACGUGCAGGCCCUCAGGUCCCUGGUGGAGCGGCACGAGGGCCUCCUGCGGGACAUGACGGGCGCGGCGGAGCGUGUGGCCGCCACCAUCUCCGAGGGCAGGGAUGUGAAAGCCAAACUGGAGGCAGCGCAGGCCAAAGUGAACGUCGCCACCAACCUGCUGCAGGUGACGGCGGCGCACGAGGAGGACAGCCGCUACAGGAACACCGUGAUGGAGUGGGACGCCGCGGCACAGAGCCUCCUGCAGUCCCAGGUGGUGGCGGCGGCGCGGGAACUGGAGUUCGUGACGGCCGCCGCCCUGCAGGCAGUGGUUGAGCGAAGUAUGUCCGCUGCCACCGCGGCCGUCACCCCCACCAAAACGUUCCAGCCGCCGCCGCUGCAGGAGAGCCCGUGCCUGGUGGAGGACGUGAAAUGGUUUUUGCAGCCGGUGACCGAGCCGAGCAACACCCAGCAGCUAGUGGAGCAGGUUGUGAAGCAGGCGCGGCUGGUGGGCAGCAGUGUGUGGGCCGUAGUCACGACUGGCGGCAGGACUCGGUGUGCCAAGGUGGUGCAGCGCGGCGACCACCUCUACCUGUCAGCCCUGCGGGAAGGGGAGCCACCCCUCUACUCCCACACACUGCCGUACGAGGAGGUGCGGGGCAUGGUGGAUGAGGCGUGCCCCAAGGUGUUCAUGGAGGUGUCCUGGGGCGGCAAGGUGCAGGGCCACGCUGGGAUCAAGCUCACCAGCACGGCCACCAGGACCCGCCACUUCUUCUACCUGUGUUCGGGUGAGCUGGGUCCCUCUUACGCCAACACGCGCCUGCUGGAGGUGGAGAGCCGCGGCCGCCUAGGAGAGAGAGUGUGGGGCGGCGACUAUCAGGCCAACGACGGCAGCGGGGGCGCGGCGCUGCAGGGCUUUACCAUGGGCGAGUUGGCGGCACAGUCAGUGACGGCUGGCCUGGUGGCGGGUUUCUGCUACGGCAGCGAGGACCACCACAAGCCGUCACACUUCGUGGUCUACAAUAACGACUACCCGGUGGCCUACGAAGAAUGUCCCAUCGGGAUGGUGGAGGACGGCAUCGACCUCUUCCGCUCCGUCGCCAAGCUGAGCAACAUCCGCGACGUUACAAUCAGCGACUGCGGUCUUUUGCUGACCCUGUGACGACCUGACUUAGACGGAUAGCCAGUGCCAAGUCAUCCCUUCGAGGCACUAAGGGUCGUUUAGGGCAAGGCGACUCGGUGCAGGUCGGGGAGCAUCGUUCCCUUGAACCAGACACUGCUGGGUCAGUGUGCCAUUCCAGGACGUGACGGACAAACCCACAGCAAGGGUCUGAGGGCCGGCGGUGACGGCGAUCUUCGUGAAGGAAUCAUCUUCCACAGAGGUGAUUAAAGACUUCACCGGAGCUAGGUAGCUAAGCUCUGCUAAAGUUUCGCCGUGAGCGUGGAUUGAACUCGCAACAUCUCAACCCGAGCCAAGCACAAUAUCCACAGAGCAACCCAACCCUAUCCAUAGAGAUUAUGUGUACUUGCGACUAGCUGUGUGUGCGUGUGUGUGUGUGCAAAAUGUCUUUGCUCAAUCGUCCAAAGAAGCAUGACCCUUCCCCAUGUCAGACGACGCUGCUACCAUACAACCACAGCCCCGCCCCAUUCAUCUACACACACACACAGUUCCGGGGGUGGGGUGUACUCACAAGGCUGCCCCCACCACUCACUGUAGGCGGCGGCGCAGGUGGUGGUGAUGAUCGUGUAGGUGGUAUUUCCUUCCCCUCAACAGCUGGCUCGUGACACGUGACCACUCGCACGCCGCCGCCGCCAGUCCACUGUUGUUAUCACUAGGCGCGUAACUGUUAUUGCUUCAGCUGGUGCAUGUAUCCUCCAGCUGAGAGAGAGAGAGAGAGAGAGAGAGAGAGAGAGAGAGAGAGAGAGAGAGAGAGAGUAAUAAAAUUGUUAGUGAAUUAUUGCUCUAUCUGUUAUGAAGUAUACGUCUGUUAUAACUUGUAAAGUAUUUUAUAUUCUAUCCGAAAUAAAAUUUAUUAUACUCAUGAA
Molecule: messenger RNA, 2770 nt
Organism: Eriocheir sinensis (Chinese mitten crab)
Lineage: Eukaryota; Metazoa; Arthropoda; Malacostraca; Decapoda; Varunidae
Exons: 5
Coding region: 360-1886 (508 amino acids)
Biological process (GO): protein ubiquitination
Molecular function (GO): ubiquitin protein ligase activity; metal ion binding
Source: RefSeq, a predicted model, not a curated record